Seminavis robusta is the source of this 1686-nucleotide messenger RNA. The record is from the annotation of a GenBank genome assembly. NCBI's taxonomy places the organism in Eukaryota, Bacillariophyta, Bacillariophyceae, Naviculales, Naviculaceae.
AUGACAGCCGAAAGUCGACUACGAGGUCCUCGUAAGAAUCGUACCGGUAUGCACAAGAAACGCAAAAACACGAAAAUGAACGAAAAGUGGGCAUUGCUCUACGAAACGCCAGAGGCGCUCAUUCCUGCAGAAGAAGACGAAGAAGCUACACAAACUCGACUGCUCCAAGAUGAACUCGGAACGCUGGAAGGACUCGGAGGAAAUCCCGGUCCAGAACACAUGCCGCUAGGAUUGUGCCAAGGAGAUUGCGACGAAGACUCGGAUUGCGGCGUUGGCUUGUUUUGCUUUCAGCGUGAUCCUCAAAUGGCUGUCCCUGGUUGCAUUGGCGGCGAGGAAGAAAACUCAAGGACCGAUUUCUGCAUUCCUGAUCCUGAAGCGCAAGUGACAAGCUCUCCGGCUGCCGAUGCCACCGUACCCGCAGAUCCUCCGACCAUGCAACCUCUGUCAGACGAACCCUCUGCUAAUCCUGUUGGACCUCCCACACCAUUGCCAACAGCUGUGCCUUCCUACGCUCCGACACAAUCACCCACAACUGAACCUACCGAGGCACCAGUUUCGUUUGCACAGACUCUACCGCCUGCAGCUGCUCCUGUAGCAAUGGAAGACAUAUCAAUACCCACACUGCAACCAACAUUCGCGACUGAUGACCCUACCAGUACAAGUACAAGUACAAGUACAAUAGACACGGAGACCGAAAUUGAAAUUGAAACCGAAAUUGAACUUGACGUGGUGGGCAACAAUGGGAAUCCUUCGUGGGCAUUUCCUCUACAGGUGUGCCAGGGUGACUGUGAUACCGACGAUGAAUGUGACGAUGGCCUCAUCUGCUUCCAAAGAGACCAAGGAGAACCAGUACCUGGGUGCAUUGGAAACGACAGUAGUCGAAACGAUUACUGUAUCCUAGACCCAGAUAGAGCACCAACACCAUUUCCUACGACAAGUUAUCCCACUUCCACACCAACGCUCAGUGCCAUCCCAACCAUUGCUCCUACAACUAUCAAACCAACCGAGAGUUCUCAUCCAUCCACCAGACCUACAAUAUCGUCGCCUCCGACCGAAUUGCCAUCCGACUUUCCUUCGGAUGUACCCUCCGAUUCGCCCUCCCUCGUACCAACAGAGAGUCCAAUGCCAACAGUGUCCGCGGAGCCAACCUCAGCACCAACUUCUUCUCCCACAACAUACACUCGAACAGGAGUGCAACUAAAACUGUAUUGGGAAGAAGGAUACUUGUGGCAAGAUGAAACUAUUGAACGAAAGUGGUGCAUGAUCUCGGACUAUCAUGGAUUUCCCGGGACAGGGAAAUGCUGGCAUGGGUUGAAAACCGAGCCUUGCCAUUCCGAUAUGGUGUACGUAGCACGAUGCGACUCUGAUACCCGACAACGAUUUUCCAUUUACCCGAUGCCUGGAGGCACCCAGUACCAAAUAGGAAUCUACCAAAAGAAUGCGUGCUUGGAACGGCUGGAGUAUUCUCUUGUAUUGAGAGAGUGUGAUUAUCUGAAUCCUCUCCAACGAUUUUGGAUUCCCCGUGGCGCGCUGUUUCAAAAACGAUUUGAAUUGUCCCCGAUCACGCUCGCUAACCAUUGCGUGACCCAAUCGCAUCAUCCCAAGAGCGGAGAAGUCGUGGAGCUACACAAGUGUAGCCGUGCUAGAUCAGACGAACAUCAAUCUUCUUUCUGGAAUGUCCACUAG